GUAUUAUAUGAAUCUGUGUGACAGCUGUGAUGCGGCACUAAAUAUUUUGUCAACAACAAAAUUGGUCACUUCGAAAACGACUCCAUAGGUUUUGAAUUGGAUUUGAUAGUUACGGCGGCAUUUUAUAGUCAAUGAAGUAUUACUUUUAUUUUUUGAAUAUGAAGCACUUUUUUACGGUGGUAAUUGUAUGUUACACAUUACCUGUGUUCACAAAAGCUGAAUUGGACCCAGUCAAAGUAGCAGAAAAACAGUCGGCAGUCGCACUACCACCAUGCAAACUAUGCAAAACAUUUGUCGAAUCAUUCACAAAGGCGAUGGAAAAAACAUCACGAGGAAAACAUGAAAGCGGUGACACAGCAUGGGAAGAGCAGAAUUUAAAUGUUUAUGCAAAAAGUGAGGUGCGUUUUGCAGAGAUCGGAGAUCAUGUAUGUGGCGAUGUAUCACGAGCUCAAGAUCAAUGCUAUGGAUUUUUCGAAGAAAUUGAAGAUGAAUUAUCAACAUGGUUUACGACCAAACAAGAGCAAUAUCCUGAUAUUCAUGACUAUUUAUGUAUAAACUAUAAGAAAGUGUGUUGUCCAUCGAAUACGUAUGGGCCAAAUUGCUCGCCAUGUGACGAUUGUAAUGGUAAUGGUGCUUGCAAGGGCAAUGGCACGCGUAAAGGUAAUGGUAAAUGUUCGUGUUAUGCUGGAUACAGUGGUGAAAAUUGUGCCGAAUGUGCAUUGGACUAUUACGAAUCGUUUAGAGAUGAUACAAAAAUGUUAUGUAGUAAAUGUAAUUUGGCCUGUGAGAAGAAAACUGGAUGUACCGGAGCUGGUGCCAAAGGUUGUCGCGUUUGCAAAAAAGGAUGGACUAUGGAACCCGAACAUGGUUGCGUUGAUGUUGACGAGUGUCUUAGCGAUAUUCACAAAUGUUCAACAAAUGAAUUUUGUGUCAACAACGAAGGAUCUUUUGAUUGUCUCAAAUGCGACCGGGCUUGCGAAGGAUGCACUGGCGACGGUCCAGAUUUGUGUGACAAAUGUGCCGAAGGUUAUGAACUCCGAGAUGGAAUGUGUACAGACAUGUCCAGUGAAAGACGACUCCGAUGGGAAAAGUAUACACGUUAUAUUACUUAUUUAGGCUUAUGUAUAGCAACAUGUCUUACAUUCAAAAGUUCCACAUGGAUCGCGUCUAUAAUUGGCGUAGCUGUCGCUAUGUACAUUUCUAUAUCUGAGUAUUGGUUAAACUCUAAUCCGAUUCAAGCGCAGGGACCCCAACCACUUGAAAAUUUCUUCUUGCAGCAAAGCUUAUCUUAAAAAAAAACAUUCCAACAACGACCUCCUAUAGCAAAUGAGACAUACAUAGGAUGUAGGAUACAUUUCAUUGCAUUUUCAAUGAAAAUAGCAGAAUUAAUGACAUUUAGCCAUUUUUCAUUCCAUUCAGUCGUCAUUUUUAAUACAUGCUUUUAAAGCAAUUUUUACACCAAGAACAACAUUGCUCAUUACAGAAAUAAAUUAUAAAGAAGCCGAGUCCAAAGAUUUCACAAAUGAAGAAAAAGAAACCAGUAAAAUGGUGUACAAAUAUUAUGAGCCAGAAUUUAUAGCGGACAGAGAUGACCUAUAA
Contarinia nasturtii (swede midge) is the source of this 1599-nucleotide messenger RNA. It is a transcript of the gene Creld, whose product is annotated as cysteine-rich with EGF-like domain protein 2. The coding region runs from base 132 to 1292 and encodes 386 amino acids. The transcript has 5 exons. Gene Ontology annotation, molecular function: calcium ion binding. Lineage: Eukaryota; Metazoa; Arthropoda; Insecta; Diptera; Cecidomyiidae. The record is from RefSeq and is a predicted model, not a curated record.